GAGAAGGCUGUUAUAAAUGUAAUCUGGUGAUUUGAAUAUUUCCUGGUAUAAGUGGGCACUAUAUGCAGUUAUUUACCAGUUUGGAUGUUACCUGCACAGGACACACUGGGAGCAGCAGCUGAGGAAAUAAGCAUCCACCAUGACUUCUUCAGACAGCGAGCUGAAGAAGAUGGCUACAGAGUUAAAACAUCUUUCUCUCAAGAGAGAACAACUUCUGGAAAGGAAAAACAUUCUGUGCAUAUUUCAGGAAUUGAGGAAACGUGCUGACUUUGGACAAACAGAGGAGGCGAUCUCAAGUCAGAAUGAGAUUGACAGUAUUGAUGACGAACUAAAAAAGUUGAGAGAAAGGGAGGUUGAACUCCAAAAAAUCCAUGAUAACAUCCUCAGUGCCCAAGAUAGGAAAAGCAAGAAAGAAAUUAGUGUAUCCACCUCCAGUAGGAGUAUUGAGCCUAGUAUUGCUGUUCCUGGCUCGAAUAUUUUCUAUGUUGAGGCUCCACCUACUAUCCCUGCACCUACAGUGAUUCUGGACCUGGAAAAACUUCCACCACAUCCAUGCAGAACCCAGUGUCCAGAAUGUCGGCAGUUCAUCAUGACAGAGACUUUUACCUCUGUCAGCAGUGUGACCUGGCUGGUGUGUUUUAUGACAGCCAUGGUUGGCUGCGUCGCUGGUUGUUGCCUUAUUCCCUUCUGCUUGAAAAGGUGCAAAACUACCACACAUCGAUGUCCCAAGUGUAGAACGCCAAUCCAAUCUAUUAAAAAGCUCUGAGAGAAAA
Molecule: messenger RNA, 773 nt
Organism: Micropterus salmoides (largemouth bass)
Lineage: Eukaryota; Metazoa; Chordata; Actinopteri; Centrarchiformes; Centrarchidae
Exons: 6
Coding region: 140-766 (208 amino acids)
Molecular function (GO): zinc ion binding
Source: RefSeq, a predicted model, not a curated record